Messenger RNA from Aspergillus terreus NIH2624, 972 nucleotides. RefSeq names its product endonuclease/exonuclease/phosphatase family protein. Bases 1 to 972 code for a protein of 323 amino acids. Lineage: Eukaryota; Fungi; Ascomycota; Eurotiomycetes; Eurotiales; Aspergillaceae. The transcript has 2 exons. The record is from RefSeq and is a predicted model, not a curated record. Gene Ontology annotation, biological process: double-strand break repair. Gene Ontology annotation, molecular function: single-stranded DNA binding; 5'-tyrosyl-DNA phosphodiesterase activity. Gene Ontology annotation, cellular component: cytoplasm; PML body.
AUGGCUUCCCGACUGAACAAUCCCAGGAAUUUCGAUCUCCCAAACCUCCAAUCCUUCUACCACUACAUCGCCCCGACAUGGACACCGCUCCACGCCCACAGGGACGCCGCCAGCACCAGCCCCCUACGCAACCUCCGCCUUACAACCUGGAACAUCGACUUCCAAGUGCCGUGCAAGAAUGAGCGCACCGCCGCAGCCCUGCGCUAUCUCUCGCAACGGCCGCCUGCGCCCUACCCGGAGGUGAUCUUCCUGCAGGAAAUGGUCGCCUCCGAUCUCGAGCUGAUAAAAGCCACGCCCUGGGUGCAAGACAACUUCUACAUCACCGAUUUCUCCACGCAGCACUGGCUAGGGAGCUACGGCACCACCACCCUCGUCGACAAGCGCCUCCCCGUGGAACGCGUAUUUCGCGUUCCCUACGCCGCGUCGCGGAUGCAGCGCGACGCGCUCUUUGUCGAUAUCGCCCUCAACCCGAACGCCCCGCUGCGCCUCUGCAACACCCACCUGGAAAGUCUCGUGUCUGUUCCGCCGCGGCGGCCCGUGCAGCUGCGGCGCGCGGCGGACUUCAUGCAUGGCACCGCUGACGGUGGAGAGGUGUCCCUACCUACGCCGCAUGGGGCGAUUCUUGCCGGCGAUUUGAACGCCUUUGCGCCCGAGGAUGCUGUCGCCCCGCGGGACUGUAACCUCCACGACGCGUUCUUGGUCCUCGGCGGCCGGGACGGGACCGAGGAGAGCUUCACCUGGGGCCAGCAGAUCCCUGACUGGAUGCGCGAGAAAUUUGGGUGUAGUCGUAUGGACAAGGUGUUGUUCUGCGGGGGGCUGCGGGUGACGGCCUUGCAGAGGAUUGGGGCUGGGGAGAAGAUUUGGGUUGAGUAUCCGAAGGGGGACAGCAACGAAGAGAGUGAUGGAGAGAAGGGGGAGGAGAUGUGGGUGACUGAUCAUUUGGGCCUGCAGGCAGAGUUUGAGAUUAUCUGA